Lachancea lanzarotensis is the source of this 1728-nucleotide messenger RNA. Its product is annotated as LALA0S03e06238g1_1. Gene Ontology annotation, molecular function: protein serine/threonine kinase activity; ATP binding. The transcript has a single exon. Bases 1 to 1728 code for a protein of 575 amino acids. NCBI's taxonomy places the organism in Eukaryota, Fungi, Ascomycota, Saccharomycetes, Saccharomycetales, Saccharomycetaceae. Gene Ontology annotation, biological process: intracellular signal transduction; peptidyl-serine phosphorylation. Gene Ontology annotation, cellular component: spindle pole body. The record is from RefSeq and is a predicted model, not a curated record.
AUGUUCUCUAGAACAGGAACCGGGUACGGACGUCAUCGCGAUAUCGAAGCACUAACGGAUAACAUAGGAAAUUUGAGUUUUGAUGCUAGUUUGGAAACCCCGUCCAAGUUUGACUUUGAACCCAGCACGCCUUCUAGAUACCGUGGCGAAUAUGGGACACCUUCGCCUACCAAGUCUGUGAACGGAGCGAACACUUCUCGAGUAUCAAUGAUGGAUGUUGAUGAUGGAGUUUCGAAUGCUCAAGUUGACUUCACGCAAUCCCCGAAAAAGUUGCCAUUGGAUUUCCACCGCAAGGCUUCAUCCAACAAUACCAAACGAUUAGUUAAUGUUUGCCAAAUGUAUUUCUUGGACUACUAUUGUGACAUGUUCGACUACGUGAUCAGUAGAAGAGAGCGUGCUCGCCAAGUUAUGAAGUAUCUAGAGCAGCAAAGGAUCCAAGGAACAGAUGGCGGUGAACUGACCAAGGAGUGGUACUCGUAUGUACAAAAAGAGACAGGAAUUCUAAGGAACCGCAGAUUGAAGCCGAAGAAUAAGGACUUUGAAAUGAUAACCCAAGUUGGCCAGGGAGGUUACGGCCAGGUUUAUUUGGCCAGAAAGCGUGAUACCCGGGAGAUCUGCGCCUUGAAGAUUUUGAAUAAAAAACUACUUGUUAAGCUGAACGAGACAAACCAUGUAUUGACGGAGAGAGAUAUCUUGACCACAACCAGAUCCGAGUGGCUUGUUAAGCUGCUGUAUGCUUUUCAAGAUCCAGCAAGUCUUUACUUGGCGAUGGAGUUUGUCCCUGGAGGAGAUUACCGGACUUUGCUCAUCAACACAAGGUUUUUACAAGCGCCCCACGCUAGGUUCUACAUUAGCGAGAUGUUCUGCGCUGUAGAUGCUUUGCAUCAACUGGGCUACACCCAUAGGGAUCUGAAACCGGAAAACUUUUUGAUUGACUCUAGAGGGCACAUCAAGCUUACAGACUUUGGUUUGGCCGCAGGAACUGUGUCGAUGGAGAGGAUCGAAAGUAUGAAAAUCAGGCUAGAAGAGGUCAAGACAUUAGACUUCCCCAAAUUCGAGGAAAAGUCUAUGAACGAUAGGAGGCAAAUGUACAAGAAGCUGAGAGCAGAGGAUGUCAAUUACGCCUCUUCGACGGUCGGCUCCCCAGAUUACAUGGCGCUGGAAGUUCUUGAGGCCAAAAAUUACGACUUUACAGUCGAUUAUUGGUCUCUUGGUUGCAUCUUGUUCGAGAGUCUGGUCGGCUACACGCCCUUUAGCGGCUCGUCUUCCAAUCAAACUUACGAAAACUUGAGAUGCUGGAAACAGGUAUUGAAAAGACCCAGGUGUGACAACGGUCGCUACGCUUUCUCGGACAGGACAUGGGAUCUGAUCACUAGACUAAUCGCAGAUCCUCUCAGUAGGCUGCGGUCCUUCGAGCAUGUCAAGAAGAUGAAAUAUUUUGCCGAGAUCAGUUUUGAGAAUCUCAGAAAUCUAAGCCCACCGUUCAUUCCUCAACUAGACAACGAGACAGAUGCCGGGUACUUUGAUGAUUUUAGUAGCGAAGCUGACAUGGCCAAAUACGCAGACGUUUUCAAACGCCAAGACAAACUUACUGCAAUGAUGGACGAUUCGGAUGUAGUGUCGAAACUGGUUGGGUUCACCUACAGGCACAGGAAAAGUAAGAACGGCUCAACGGGCUUUAUCUAUGGUAGUUCUGAGCAGGCUGAUCCCUUUGCAACGUUUUACUAA